AUGGCGGCCCACCCCCUGUCAGGGGUCACCAUCCUGGACCUGGCGACAAUCCAGGCCGGGCCCUACGGCGCCGCCCUUUUGGCAGACCUUGGGGCGCGGGCAGUGGCCGACCCACGGACCUACGCUGGCAAGGAAGGCAUUCAGGUGGACCUUCAGACCCCAGAGGGCAAAGAGAUCGUGCAUAAGCUCAUCGCCAGGGCCGAUGUUCUGUCGCACAACUUUCGCCUCGGCGUUCCGGAGCGCCUCCAGAUCGAUUGGGAGACCUGCCUGAAGAUCAAUCCCCGCCUCGUCCAUGUCUGGAUGGGGACCUAUGGCGAAAACGGGGUACACGCGCGUCGGCCGGGCGCCCAUCCAAUUCCCGGCGCUAUCAUGGGCGGCGCCAUGCGGCAGAUGGGCCGGGGCAUGCCCCGCCGCCGGAACAGGUCAUAG
Geodia barretti is the source of this 429-nucleotide messenger RNA. Lineage: Eukaryota; Metazoa; Porifera; Demospongiae; Tetractinellida; Geodiidae. The record is from the annotation of a GenBank genome assembly.